This is a messenger RNA of Rana temporaria (common frog), 4845 nucleotides long. Its product is annotated as zinc finger protein 850-like. The record is from RefSeq and is a predicted model, not a curated record. Gene Ontology annotation, molecular function: DNA-binding transcription factor activity, RNA polymerase II-specific; RNA polymerase II cis-regulatory region sequence-specific DNA binding. Gene Ontology annotation, biological process: regulation of transcription by RNA polymerase II. The transcript has 5 exons. Lineage: Eukaryota; Metazoa; Chordata; Amphibia; Anura; Ranidae.
CCCCCAUCACUAUGCAGCACAAUGCAGUAAAUUAGAACAAAGAAAUUAGAUUCUCCUGCAGGAAAUUGUAAUAAACUGUCAAUUUUACCAGCCAAUAGGAAUAAUAGAUUGUCCCCAAUAAAAUAGAAUACAAAUAUUUAAACAUGUAUAAUAUUGUACAUAUUCCUUCUAUAAGAUAUAUUUAAUAAUACAUGUAAAACAUAGAACACAACUUUAACCCUUUAUAUAAAAUUCUGACUUUUUUUUAUUUUUUUCUAUAUACAGCAGAUGUAAUCCAUUCAAGUUUUUGGUCAGACUUGUCAUAAAAAAACAUAAGUCAGAUGAGAAACGAGCCAUAUGAGUGUCUUAAGUGACGGAAAGUCUUUUUUGCAAUUCACUGGAAGAUUCACACAGGAUUCAAGACAUAUCCAUGGUCUAAAUGUUGUAAGUGUUUUGGAUCCUCUUCAACAUUGAUCCAUCCUCAGAGGACAACAAGAGAGAAGUAAUUUCAGUGUUCUGGAAGUGACAAUGGCUUUACAAUAAAGUCCAAACCAUGUAUACAUAAGAGGAGUAAUUUCAGAAGAUAUUUAAUGUUUGGAAUGUGAUAAAGAUUUACAAUGGAGGCAAAACGUAUCACACACCAGAAGGUUCACACUGGAGAGAAGCCAUAUCAAUGUUCAGAAUGUGACAAAGCUUUUACAUCUAAGUCAAAUCUUAUCAGACACCAGAUGAUUCACACUGGGGAGAAGUCAUAUGAGUGUUCUGAAUGUGACAAAGCUUUUAUAACAAAGAGAGAGCUUAUCACACACCAGAGGGUUCACACUGGAGAGAAACCUUUUCGGUGUUCUGAAUGUGGAAAAACUUUUACACAGAAGGGUGGCCUUCACACACACAAGAUGAUUCAUACUGGAAAGAGGCCAUAUCAAUGUUCAGAAUGUGACAAAGCUUUUAUACAGGAAGCUAAUUUUAUCACACACAAGAGGAUUCAUACUGGAGAGAAGCCAUAUCAAUGUUCAGAAUGUGACAAAGCUUUUACAUCUAAGUCAUAUCUUAUCGCACACCAGAAGAUUCACACUGGAGAGAAGUCAUACGAGUGUUCUGAAUGUGGCAAAUCUUUUAUAACAAAGAGAGAGCUUAUCACACACCAGAGGGUUCACACUGGAGAGAAGCCGUAUCAGUGUUCUGAAUGUAACAAAGCUUAUAAAACAAAGUCACACCUUUUCAUUCACCAGAUGAAUCACACUGGAAAGAAGAGCUAUGAGUGUUCUGAAUGUAAAAAAGCUUUCGCAGAGAAGAGAGAACUUAUCAGACACCAGAUGACUCACACUGGAGAGAGGCCCUAUGCAUGUUCUGAAUGUGACAAAGCUUAUACAGACAAGAGAGGGCUUAACAGACAUCAGAAAAUUCACAUUGAAGAGAAGCCAUAUGAGUGUUCUGAAUGUGACAUAGCUUUUACACAGAAGUCAAGCCUUAUCAAACACCAGAAGAUUCACACUGGAGAGAAGCUGUAUCAGUGUCCUGAAUGUGAUAAAGCUUUUAUAGCGAGGCACACACUUUUAGAACACACACGGGUCCACACCAGUGAGAAGCCAUAUCAAUGUUCUGAAUGUGGCAAAGCUUUUGCAUGUAAGUCAUAUCUUAACACACACCAGAGGAUUCACACUGGAGAGAAGCUGUAUCAGUGUUCAGAAUGUGAUAAAGCUUUUAGAGUGAAGACAGACCUUACCACACACCAGAGGGUUCACACUGGAGAGAAGCCAUAUCAGUGUUCAGAAUGUGAUAAAGCUUUUAGAGUGAAGACAAGCCUUAUCACACACCAGAGGGUUCACACUGGAGAGAAGCCAUUUCAAUGUUCUAAAUGUGACAAAGCUUUUACGAAAAAUCCCGGACUAAUCAAACACCAGAGGAUUCACACACUUCAGCUGCAUCACCAGAUGAUUCACACUAAGCCCUAUGAGUGUUCUAAAUGUGACAAGACUUAUACAGACAAGCAAGGACUUAAUAGACAUCAGAAAAUUCACAUUAAAGAGAAGCCCUAUGAGUGUUCUGAAUGUGACAAAGCUUUUACACAGAAGUCACACCUUAUCGGACACCAGAGGAUUCACACUGGAGAGAAACCAUAUCAGUGUUCUGAAUGUGGCAAAGCUUUUACACAUAAGUCAAUCCUUAUCAUACACCAGAGGAUUCACACUGGAGAGAAACCAUAUCAGUGUUCUGAAUGUGACAAAGUUUUCAUACAGAAGUCAAUCCUUAUCAUACACCAGAGGAUUCACACUGGAGAGAAACCAUAUCAGUGUUCUGAAUGUGACAAAGCUUUUAUACAGAAGUCGCACCUUAUCAGUCACCAGAGGGUUCAUACUGGAGAAAAACAAUAUAAGUGUUCUGAAUGUGAUAAAGCUUUUAUACAGAAGUCAUAUCUUAUCAGACACCAGAGGGUGGUUCACACUGGAGAGAAACCAUAUCAGUGUUCUGAAUGCGAUAAAGAGUUUACAAGGAAGUCAGGUCUGGUCAUACACCAGAGGAUUCACACUGGAGAGAAGCCAUAUCAGUGUUCUGAAUGUGACAAAGAUUUUACGGUUAAUUCCAGGCUAAUCAAACAUCAGAGGAUCCACAAGGGAGAAAAAGAUAUUUCUUGUUUGGAAUGUGAUAAAAGUUUUACAAUGGAGGUAAAACGUAUCACACACCAGAAGGUUCACACUGAAGAGAAACCAUUUCAGUGUUCCGAAUGUGAAAAAGCUUUUACAUUGAAGUCAAAACUUACUGGACACCAGAAGAUUCACACUGGGGAGAAAUCAUAUCAGUGUUCUGAAUGUGGCAAAGCUUUUAAAACCAAGAGAGAGCUUAUCAUACACCAGAGGGUUCACACAGGGGAGAAGCCAUAUGAAUGUUCUGAAUGUGGCAAAGCUUUUACACAUAAGGCACAACUUAUCAGUCACCAGAUGAUUCAUACUGGAAAUAAGCCAUAUGAGUGUUCCAAAUGUGAUAAAGCUUUUACAUCAAAGUCACACCUUACCAGCCACCAGAGGAUUCACACUGGGGAGAAAUCAUACCAGUGUUCUGAAUGUGGCAAAGCUUUUAGAACCAAGAAAGAGCUUAUCAUACACCAGAGGGUUCACACUGGGGAGAAGCCAUAUCAAUGUUCUGAAUGUUGCAAAACAUUUGCAGCUAUGUCAAAUCUUAUCGCACACAAGAGGGGUCACACUGGAGAGAAGCCAUAUCAGUGUUAUGAUUGUGGCAAAAAAUUUAGAACCAAGAAAGAGCUUAUCACACACCAGAGGGUUCACACUGAGGAGAAGACAUAUCAAUGUUCUGAAUGUGGCAAAGCAUUAACACAGAAGGCAUGCCUUAUGAGACACCAGAUGAUUCAUACUGGAAAUAAGCCAUAUGAAUGUUCCGAAUGUGAUAAAGCUUUUACUUUGAAGGCACACCUUACACGCCACCAGAGGGUUCACACUGGGGAGAAAUCAUAUCAGUGUUCUGAAUGUUGCAAAGCUUUUAGAACCAAAAAAGAGCUUAUCACACACCAGAUGAUUCACACUGGGGAGAAGCCGUAUCAGUGUUCUGAAUGUGGCAAAGCUUUUACAACUAAGUCAUAUCUUGCCGUACACCAGAGGAUUCACACUGGAGAGAAGCCAUAUCAAUGUUCUGAAUGUGGCAAAGCAUUUAGACUGAAGUCAAAUCUUAUCACACACCAGAGGGUUCACACUGAAGAGAAACCAUUUCAGUGUUCCGAAUGUGAUAAAGCUUUUACAUUGAAGUCAAAACUUACCCGACACCAGAGGAUUCACACUGGAGAGAAGCCAUAUCAGUGUUCUGAAUGUGGCAAAGCUUUUAGAACCAAGAACGAGCUUAUCAUACACCAGAGGGUUCACACUGGGGAGAAGCCAUAUCAGUGUUCUGAAUGUUUCAAAGCUUUUACACAGAAGGCACACCUUAUCAGUCACCAGAGGGUUCACACUGGGGAGAAGCCAUAUCAAUGUUCUGAAUGUGGCAAAGCUUUUACACAGAAGGGACGCCUUAUCAGUCACCAGAUGAUUCAUACUGGAAAUAAGCCAUAUGAGUGUUCCAAAUGUGAUAAAGCUUUUACAUUGAAGCCACAACUUACCGGACACCAGAGGAUUCACACUGGGGAGAAAUCAUAUCAGUGUUCCGAAUGUUGCAAAGCUUUUAGAACCAAGCGAGUGCUUAUCACACACCAGAGGGUUCACACUGGAGAGAAGCCAUAUCAAUGUUCUGAAUGUUGCAAAACAUUUGCAGCUAUGCAAAAUUUUAUCGCACACCAGAGGGUUCACACUGGAGAGAAGCCAUAUCAGUGUUAUGAUUGUGGCAAAGCUUUUAGAGCCAAAAAAGAGCUUAUCAUACACCAGAGGGUUCACACUGGGGAGAAGCCAUAUCAAUGUUCUGAAUGUUGCAAAGCUUUUAGAACCAAGAAAGAGCUUAUCGCACACCAGAGGGUUCACACUGGAGAGAAGCCAUAUCAGUGUUCUAAUUGUUGCAAAGCUUUUACACAUAAGUCAAAUCUUAUCAGACACCAGAGGGUUCACACUGGAGAGAAGCCAUUUUAAUGCUCUGAAUGUGACAAAGAUUUUACAAUUAAUUCCGGGCUAAUGUAUCGCCUGAGGAUUCACAAGCUUCACCAUAGAAGCUUGUAGAGAGUAAACUCGGGGAAGAAGGGGUUAUUAAAGGAGUUGUGGUUGUCCCAUAAGUUUCACAGCCCCGAUGUCAUCCCACAAGCUAGGGAAGAAGUGAAAAGAUAAAAUGCUAUUGUGAGCAAAAUGGAAUGUAAUGAUCGAAUGCACCGACUUAAGUGCUUAUGUCCAUCAGACACACACCAAGGCCUGUGAAUUUUUUACCUUUUAAUUUUUU